AUGGACUAUUCGAGUCUCCGUGCUGCAGCUCUGCGGGACGGUGAGGACGAAGAAGCCGUCACUGUCGAUACUCGCGCGUUGAUAGAUAAAGUCCUGGCCAGAUAUUCCGGAGAAUGGACCACACUACGAGAGCUCAUACAAAACGCUGCCGAUGCGCAGGCAACAACGGUUACAGUAAAGUGGGAAACCAUACCAUCAACUCAAGUUCCUCUUCCUAGUUCGACAAGCCGGUCCGACUUGUUGAAGCAUGUCGUAGCAAAUCAUACGUUGCGCCGUCUGGUUGUGCAGAAUGAUGGCCAGCCAUUUACAAAAACAGACUGGGGUAGACUGAAGCGGAUAGCCGAGGGCAACCCGGACGAGACCAAGAUCGGAGCCUUUGGCGUCGGGUUUUACAGCGUGUUUGCGGACUGCGAAGAGCCAUUCAUCAGCUCCGGAAGCGAAGCCAUGGCCUUCUACUGGAAAGGGAACUCCCUCUUCACCAAGAAAUCUCAACUGCCAGACGGCAAAGCUAGCCGCCACACGACAUUUGUGCUGGAUUAUCGGAACACGACAACACCGAUGCCGAACCUUCUUUCCGUCAGUCAGUUCCUUGCCACCAGCUUGACCUUUGUCGCGUUGCAAACCAUCGAGUUUUGGAUCGAUGAUUACCAGAUACUGUCCCUGCGGAAAAAGUCGUCUCCUGCUGCGCAUAUGUCGCUCCCUCGAGAUCUGGAAGCAAGGACGAAGGAAGGUCUGAUGAAGGUCGUCGGGGUUGAACGUAUAAGCACCCAGAUUGCUGCGUCUUACAUGAGUGCCAUAGGGUGGAAACCGCAAUCGCAAGCGUCAAUCACCAAAUGUUCCGAAUCAUACGGAUCAAAUGAGCCGUCUUCUUUGAGAUCUUUCUUUGCCCGGCUAACAGCCAGUGCCUCACAAGCUGGUUUGAAAACAAAGUCACAGUCCGAGGACAGCCUUGCCCAGCCGCAGAUAGCGGAGGAUGUCACAAAGGUACACUCGUCUUCGAUAUAUCUGAGUGCCACUUCGGCUGCUAUACAGACCAACAUUUCCUCCUCUUUCGCCUCCGAACUCGAAAGAGCGACAAAGAAACUGCCGCCAAAAGCCACCAAAAUUUCGAUUCUCACUUCCUCCUUUGACGAGGCAGGAGCGCCAGAGGUUUCAGCCGCCGAUUCGGCAUUCAGAAAGGCAACAGAUGUGUUUGCCACUGUGUUGCCGAAUAAAAAGCCUGGCGGCCGUAUCUUCAUCGGGUUUCCCACCAUGCAAACGACCGGUGCUGGGUUUCAUGUCUCCGCCCCGUCCGUCAUUCCAACUGUGGAGCGAGAAGCCAUUGAUCUCAACGCAAGAUGGGUUAGGACCUGGAAUGUUGAGCUUCUGAGAGCUGCUGGGGUCGUUUCGAGGCUGGCAUUUUCCAACGAGAUGAGUGACUUGAGUGCCAGGGUCCGAGCCUCGGCCGGAAGCAGCAAAAACAUUCCAUCGAGCACCAUAUCCAAGUACAUGCCUGACGCCCUGCACACCCUCAAAACAUUCACCUUCGGGGACUCAACACCCAGCAACCAAGUUGGCCAGGUCGUGGAGGAGGCUUUCUGGACUUGUUUCAAAAAGGCAUCCAUUGAGGCCUAUUCGAGUCAAGGUGUGCUGCAAACCACACAGGUUCGCCUCGGAUCGGCCGAACUCGACGGUUUCGUGGAAAGCAUACCGGUCGUGCCAGAAGAUAUGAAAAGCAGUCCAUUUGUAAAGAAACUGAUUGAUUUUGGUCUCAUAUCCCACAUUACAGUCACCGAUGUCAAGCGGGAACUAGAAGCCAAAGCUUUGACAAAAGCGCAAAUGAUCAAAUUCAUUUCGUGGGCAGGCAAGAAGAGUUUAAGCGGUGAGCUUGAUCCAGGCAGCCGCGCCGCCCUUAUUGAAGUCGCAGUGGCAACCGUGAGCGAUCAAGACUCUGGCGAGAUUAUUGCGCUUGGCAGCAUAACGAACUAUCUUAGUGACAGCAUUCUUCCUGCCAGCGUACCAGUGCCGCCUACAACAAUACCUUUCUCCUUCACCAUCAACUCCAAUGCUUUUGAAUUGCAAGCACUAGGAUGGGAGCCUCUGGAGGUAUUGCCAUGGUUUCGAUACCUCCUCGACACAUCAAACUCUAGAGCCGAAGCAGAAAGCGUUACAAAGACGCCCAAAUUUUCUCUUCAAGUAUUGAUGAUUCUUUCCAAGAACUGGGACAAGAUAUCCAACAAGGAUAAGGUAACAUUGGCUUCGUUGGUUCAGUCACACCCCAUCAUGCCAACGAAAAUGGGCAUGAGAAAGCCUGGCGACUCCUUUUUCCCCUCUGUCAAACUCUUUGAUGACCUGCCAAUCAUUCAGGGAUGCGAGAAUAUGAAGGAAAAAUUCUUGGCUGCCGUGGGGGUGCGCAAAACUGUUGAUUUGGAAACAAUAUUUACACGGCUGUUGAAUGAUUCGGGAGAUGACGGUCAGAGGAAAUGGAGUCAUAUGGAGCUCAUCAAAUAUCUUGCCUCGGUUCAGAACGACAUUCCCUCUGACGAUUUGAGAAAGCUAAGAGAAUCCAAGUUUUGUCCCGCGGAAGCGGGCCCCCAAGGCAUGACCUCAACCCAGGGCUCCAAGAAACUGUACCGGGUUUCGGAACUGUUUGAGCCCAGAGAUGCUCUUCGGGCCCUCGGCCUUCCCCUACUCAAAUGGCCUGGCCCUCCAGGUAGUUUCCGACCUGGUAGUCCUGAAGCCAGGUUUCUCUCGCUCUUGGGACUUCGUGUCUAUCCCUCGGUACCUGAGCUUGUAGAAAUGAUGUCGUCAAAGGAUGAUGCCCUUCGAACUUCGGCGAUGGCAUACUUCAUCGCCAAUCACCACUCAAACGGCUAUGCGGCUUUUCAUCUCGGCGAUACCCAAAAGUCCUUUCUGCCACUACAAGGCAGCACGCAAUUAGUGAGCCCUUCGAAGUGUUUCACGAAUGAAAGGGCCGCCAUUCUUGGGUUUUCUAUCCUCCGGAAAGACCUCCAUAUUCAUGCAAACAAAUUCGGGGUAGCCUUAAACCCUCCCAUGGUGGAUUGCGUCAACAGAUUGUUGGCAAGUCCCCCUCGUGAUAAACAUUCCGCCACUGCACUCUUUGGCUAUUUUGCCUCUCGGAUUACGGAAGUACGUGAGAGCAGUUUGGCAAAACUUCGAAACGCCUCAUUCAUCCCAGUAUCUCGACCCAGUCCAACCCAGUCGUCAAAGUCUGGUGGUGCGGGCGCGUCUCAUGCAUGCCCAACUCGAGUUUACCUCGGAUCCUCAACCACCUAUGGCGAGAUUUUCGACUUUGUUGACUUUGGCCAGGAGGCGAACGCCUUCUUGUUUCACUGCGGAGCCAAGAGUGAGCCUACCAAGAUAGAAGUCGCCUACAUGGCUUGCAGCGAGCCUGCGAGGCUGCUCAGUGUGCUCAAGAGCCCGGAAAAGUACAUGGAUCUCCUCAAAUCUCUGGCAGAUUCGUCCAGCAACCUGCGUCUCGACAAGGAGUUGUGGCGCAAACUCAAAACGUCCCCCUGUCUGUUGGCAUAUAAAGAGUUGGCAACAAACAAGGCUGACCUGAUUGAGUUUGAAGAGGAGAGUGAGGCGCCUAUUAAACAAUAUCAGCUGGCUUCGCCGAAUCAGAUUGUCGUUGUUGAUGAUAUUAUCAGCUAUCGUCUGUUCAAGGAGCACUUGAUAUGCGCACCAGAGGAAGACACUCUGGAAAGCUUUUACCUCCAGCUCGGGGCCCAGCAGUUGAGCAGCAUUGUCCAAGAGGAUGUUCGUAUUGGUCCUCACACCACAAGGCAGAAGGUUGCUGGGCAGUUAUGCAAGCACGUGGUUGAGAGGUCCAAGAUCUUCCUCCAUGAGUACGCAAGCUACCGGCGAGAUGCUGUCAAACGCGACUCAAAAUGGCUGGAGAAGAACUUGCGGGUUGAGAUGGUGCGCUCAGUAGCACUUCGACGUACUCUGCAAGGCCAACGCCAAUCCCACACUGAGAAACGGUCCGCUGCUGGUGCGUAUGAAGAAGGUGCGUGGGUUCUUUACGUCGCCGACGACGGCCCACCAGACAUGUAUCAGAUCGGACAGGCCGUUUGCCAGAUGGUCUUGAAGCGACCUAGCCAGCAAGCCUAUCUCUUUUUCGAACCGCUCCUCACGCUGGAUCUGUAUGGACUCCGUGCCCGUGGGUACAACGUUGACAGAAUCCUGCGGGCCAAGGCAGCUGAAGCACGUAUCGCAGAGGAGGAGCGGCGCAAAGCCCUGGAGGAAGAGCAGCAGCGGAUACGCGAGAGAGAACAAAGCUGGGCCCAGCAAGGGAAUACGAAUACGGCGCCGGGUGGCGAUGUCAGAGAACCGCCAGGCGCGGCACAGGCUGCGAGACAGGUAGCGCGGACACCAGAGCCUUCGAAACCCCCUAUGCCGGGAGCUUGGGGCUCACCGGACGACUCGGUCGCGGACGGUGCGCAGCAGCCGGGGAAAAGCGGCGGCUUGUUUUCCAGCCUUAGCCGCAGGCUCGGCUUUGACAGCCAGGAUGACAGCCGUGAUGGAUCCAGGAAACAGCUCCAACAGUUUGUUGACGACGCACCUCCAGCUGGUCCGUCCAGGCCUGGUGACCGGCCAAACGACGCGAAGCAUCCUCAGAAGGACGACGGACGGGUGACCAGCCCUGCCGUUGUGCAGCAGAAUCUUCUCAACGCCGUCGGUGCCACCCGCGCUCACGGCUCCGACCACGUAUUCUCCGAGCCAACGAUCAACAAGGUGAAGGAGCAAGCCACGUACUGCGACAGCACCCCGGCCCAAAACAUUGCUCUUGCAGCGGAAGCCUCGAACAGCAUCAAGGUUUACGUAGCAAAGACAAUGCACACGGCCGCUGCGGAUUUCCUCGCUGCCAACAUUGGCCCGAUAAACGCCUUUGCGCGGCUGUUGGUCGAAGUCGGAGGCGUCUACUCACUGUCGCCGACAGUUUUGCACAUCUUCUACGACGAAUCGGGAAGCACCAUUGCGUUCAACACGGGCGGCAGCAUCUUCUGCAACUUGCGCUUCUUCCUGCAGCUGCACGCAGCCCAGGUCAACAGCGGUGCUGGAAGAGCCGAGGCAGCGACCUGGUGGUGGGUGGUCCUAGCCCAUGAGCUGGCACACAAUCUUGUUUCCGCACACAACUCGGAUCACAGCUACUAUACGGAAUCUUUUAUCCAGCAAUACAUGAGCAAAAUGAUUGCCAAGGUCUCCGAGGUGGCUGGAGCGACGAGUAAUGCUUCAGCCGCGGCUCCCCUUGCCUCCAUGCCAAGCGCUGCCUCGCCUCAAGGGCCGCCUCCGCCGUAUUCGCAUGGAUCCCAACGGGCGGAAUGA
Messenger RNA from Ustilaginoidea virens, 5328 nucleotides. RefSeq lists its product as uncharacterized. The transcript is spliced from 3 exons. NCBI's taxonomy places the organism in Eukaryota, Fungi, Ascomycota, Sordariomycetes, Hypocreales, Clavicipitaceae. The record is from RefSeq and is a predicted model, not a curated record. The coding region runs from base 1 to 5328 and encodes 1775 amino acids.